This is a messenger RNA of Closterium sp. NIES-67, 1095 nucleotides long. The record is from the annotation of a GenBank genome assembly. Lineage: Eukaryota; Viridiplantae; Streptophyta; Zygnematophyceae; Desmidiales; Closteriaceae.
ACAACAACCAACCAUCGAGCAUUUCUGCUGCUGUGAAUCAACAACCGCUACCAACUCUUACUUCAGCCUCGCCUCGCCAUAGCUCAUUGAGUUGGAUAGACGCUUAGAGGCCCUUCAGCCGCGCAUCAUCAUCCUGCAGUAGCCGUGCUUUGCUUGGGCCGAAGCUGGCAGUUGAAUAACAGGGGUCUAUGGUCAAGCAAUCGCGGCUUCUGAUGAGGUGAACUGCUUCGUUAAAGGCGGGAAUUCUCAGCCUCCAAUUGCGGCACGUCGUACGAACACCGCAUUCGUCGCAAUAUUCCGCCUAGUGAGCAACCCGGUGAGCUAUGGCGGCGGCAGUGGCGGCAUCUGCGGCGGCAUCCACGGCGGCAUCCACGCCGGUCUUCGUGUACGGCACGCUAAUGGCCGACGAGGUGCUGCACGCGCUGCUGGACAGAGUUCCCGCUUCGGCCCCCGCCCGCCUACCAAACUUCACUCGCCACAGCAUCAAGGGGCGGCAGUACCCUGCAAUCAUUCCGAAAGCAGACGACUCCGUGUUGGGGAAGCUCCUCUUCAACCUCUCCCCCCCCGAGAUGGACCUCUUCGACGCCUUUGAGGACGUUGAGUACGUGCGUCAUCUGGUCUCCGUGCAAGGGUUGGCAGCAGGGAGGGAGGCGCAACGGGAGGAAGAGACCAAGGCGUUUGUGUAUGUGUGGGGGAAUGUGGAGGACCCUGAUCUCCAUGGAUCGUGGGAUUAUGAGGUGUGGCGCUGCAAAUGGCUGGCCUCAUAUGUUACAAUGUGUCAAGAAUUUGCGCAAGAAUGGAGCGAAGGGGGAUCGUGGAGCGGCAUUGAGCACAGAGAAACACUACAAGCCAAAGGCCCAAGCUCGUAGUCAUUGGUAUUUUGUACAGCGGUUUACAAUGGUUGCGUUCUGCAGGCAAUUUUGGAAGGUUCCAAGCCGCGUACAGAAGGUUCUGAAGGUAGCAUUUUUUUGGUCCGGUACAGGGCCUCAGAUUCGUUUAGAGGUACCCUGAUCAAUCAGCCAUCCCCCCCUACUUUCCCCUGAUAUGUCAGUGUUGAUUGUAAAAAAAAAACACUGUUUCUUCAGUGUUUGAAGG